UUCUCUCUCUCUCUCUCCUCUCUCUCUCUCUCCUCUCUUUCUCUCUCCUCUCUCUCUCUGUCUCUCUCCUCAGAUGGAUGAGUUGUAACUGUUACAGCUAUAGUAACAGUAUGGUCCUAGACAGUAUCAACACAGCCACCAACCCUCUCAAGAUGAGUCUAAUGGACGUCUCCAAGAUCUUCUCUCUGCUUCAGCCCAAGGAAGAGGAUGAGGAGGACAAUGAGCAUGGCCAGGCUCUGAACCAGGCAGUGAGCAGUGAUGACGUGGUGCUGGUAGCUGAGCUGUUGUCCCAGGAGAGCUACAGAACGUGUAUCAACAGCAGAAGCGGCUGGGGCAUCCCUGUUACCCCCCUACGGACCGCCGCAGCACACGGACACCUGAGGUGUCUGGAACUCCUGCUGGAGCACGGAGCGGAGGUGGACAGUCUUGAUGUGAAGGCCCAGACCCCUCUGUUUACAGCGGUCAGUGGUAAACACCUGGACUGUGUUGUGGUCUUACUAAAGGCUGGAGCCGACCCCAACGGCAGCCCGUACAACAACUGUUCCCCGGUGCUGACCGCCGCCCGCGAGGGAGACGUGGAGGUCCUCAGGGAGCUGCUUCAGUUCGGAGCCGAGGUCGACGUCUGGCCCAAAGUCCCUGAGUGGGCCUCCAACGCCACAGCCUGCAGGGGACCCCUGUACAUAUCCGCUGUAUAUGGACACCUGGACUGUUUUAAGCUGCUACUGCUCCACGGGGCUAAUCCUAACUAUAACUGUAAGUCAGAGAAGAUGCUGGCCAGGAUCAAGCAGCCCAAGACGGUGCUGGAGAUGUGUCUCAGGUAUGGCUGUGGAGUGGAAUACAUACAGCUGCUCAUAGACUUUGGGGCAGACGUGUAUCUGCCCACGCUGAUUAUUGACAAGACCACCAAGCAGAACGAAGCGGUGGUGCUGCUGCUCAAGGAGAGAGUUUGUCCCAAUACUCUGAUGUCACUGACACGGCUUGCAAUUCGGAGAUACCUCCCCAUGGUUAAUAAAAUGACGUCCAUAGACCGCUUGGACAUUCCCCAGAUACUGAGGAACUACCUGAAACAUCUCACCUGACCUCUCUCUCCUGACCUCUGAACUCUGCAUGAAGAUGAUGUCACAAAUGGAUACGCUAUUUGGCUGUGUCUCAAUAGUCUACAGUGGAUUCCUCUGCUUCAUCUCCACUGUUCUGAAAACACAUGUUAGGUGAAAGCAAUAUGGAGGAUGAUUUAUGCAAAACUUUCAAAAAAAGUGCAACAAUUUCAUACCGUCCUCUUCUGUCUCUACUGAGUGCAUCAUGGGCUGUAAUGUCCAGUUUGUUCUGUUUCUGUUGUAGGUGUGAAUAAUAAUUAUGCCAAGUUUGCCUUUGAAUAGCUGUAGAGGUUGAAUUAGAAUAAACAUAUUUAUUUAA
Salvelinus namaycush (lake trout) is the source of this 1413-nucleotide messenger RNA. RefSeq names its product ankyrin repeat and SOCS box protein 12-like. The record is from RefSeq and is a predicted model, not a curated record. Bases 78 to 1079 code for a protein of 333 amino acids. NCBI's taxonomy places the organism in Eukaryota, Metazoa, Chordata, Actinopteri, Salmoniformes, Salmonidae. Gene Ontology annotation, biological process: intracellular signal transduction. The transcript is spliced from 4 exons. Gene Ontology annotation, molecular function: protein binding. Gene Ontology annotation, cellular component: cytoplasm.